Messenger RNA from Temnothorax curvispinosus, 1871 nucleotides. Its product is annotated as synaptonemal complex protein 1-like. The coding region runs from base 780 to 1538 and encodes 252 amino acids. Lineage: Eukaryota; Metazoa; Arthropoda; Insecta; Hymenoptera; Formicidae. The record is from RefSeq and is a predicted model, not a curated record. The transcript is spliced from 3 exons.
UUCUUAAUUUUUAUUUAGCUGUAAAUGAGGUUUACUCCAUCCAAAGUUCUUUUUUUAUUUGUCAAAUUAUAAAUACAACGUAGAAAAUGUAAUCUAAUGCGGACGUUCAUAACGUGUAAUCUCUGACUUUCGUAUAUUUCUACUUUGUACGUACUUGUCUGUUUAUAUUGUUAUUCCCCCACGGUCAAACUGGUUUGUCGUUGAACAGUUCGAUCAGUAAACACCCGAUCGUUUCGGCAAUCACGUCCGUAUAUCCGUUUUCGAAGAUUUUUCACUUCGGACAGCAAGCAGCAAAAACUGAACUUGGAGGAUAAAAAAUUGUUGAGCCACAUAAUAGACAAGCAUUUGCCGUUACGUUGCCGGCUGUGCGGUGAUUUAUUUAAUUGUAUCCAGAGAAGACUUCAAGUCCAUCGGUAAUAUAAUUCGCAAAGCAAGUUAAUAAAUAAGAUCCGACAGUCCGCACGUACUCGUGAAAAUCGAAAAGCAUCAUCGUCCACGAGAAAUUUUAGAACCAAAUUUUCGACAAGUUUUGUUUUAUUAGAAACGAUUAUUGUUUAUAUAUUUAAUCUGUACUUAUUACAGAAAAAUAACGGAUUGAAAGAAAUUAAUGCAAACUCAUGUUUCAUUCGUCGCUUGAAUUUUAAAUAAUAUGAAAAUUCUUUUAUCUUCAACGUCGGGUAUUUUUUAUGGCAAGUAUGUUAAUUCCACAUUUUUAACUGAAUCUUUAGCUGCGUGCAAGUGGUUUGAACACGUGGGAUCAGAUUAUUCGUAAAUUGGAGAUGGAUGACGUACAGUCGGGCACGUCCUCGCCGUCGUCCUCUAGCAACAAGGAUCAAGAGAUCCAUCACCCGCAGGAGUUCCUAAAGAAGGACAAAAUUAUCAUGAUCAAGCAAGGACUGCAUCUCUCUGUACAUUUACUAAACAGUUUAAAGGAUAAAAUAGAGAUCGAACGAGAAUUAAUGAGACAACAGAAAGCGGAUUUGACACUAGAGGAGACGAAGAAGGUGGUUAAGUCGGACAAAGAACUUAUAUCAGAGAGGAACGCGGAGUUCUUGAGGACGCAGAUAGAAAAUGCCAGUAGAAACUUGCCGAACUUUGCUGCAACCGUUCAAAAUAAAUCGGACAGAACGAGCGAAAAUCUUGAGGAAAGCCGCGAACAUAAUGCGGAACUACGAGAGAAUAUGAAGAAACUGGAGAACGAAAUGAGUAAAUACGAGAAGAAGUUAGAGAUCGCAAUGGAGGAACAAGAAAGACUUAUCAGCAGCCUAGCGUUGACCAACGAACUGAAAGAAAUCCUAGAGGCAGAUCUGUGGAGAACUACAGAGGAGUUGAGAGCGCGAGAACAGGAAGUGAAGAACUCCUCAAACCGGGAGCUGGAGCUUGCGCGCACGUUACAAAACUUAUAUGGCACGUAUCUACAAGUGGAAGGUAAACGGAGAGCGCUGGUGAAUCAGAAGGUGUAUUUGGUGUUUUGUUUGUUUACUUUAUUAUUAUAUUUAUUAUUUUUGAUAAACGCGUUCUGUGUAUUGUGUGAUUAAAUAGCAAUCGUCGACGAUCGAUCUGCAUAGAAUUUCUAUUUCCGUUUCUAUUUCGACUGCACAAUUUACAGUCCUAAUUAUUAGCAUGGCAACUAAUGAAGAGAAUGUAAAUUUGUCAGCUCGAUCGGAAAUAAUUGAAACUGGGUAUUUAUUAUACGGACUCUGUAAUAGACUGCCGGUUAAAAUUUUUAUACAUUUUUAACUCAUUACCGUUUUCAUGCGAGACUUUGAUUGAUGCUGUCUUGUGCAUGUAAAGUAGGUUUUAGCGUUGUAAGAUACGUUGUAAAAAAUUGAAUAAAGAGUAAUUGAAUAAGAGUUUGGAGAUACAAACCG